Molecule: messenger RNA, 6632 nt
Organism: Oncorhynchus keta (chum salmon)
Lineage: Eukaryota; Metazoa; Chordata; Actinopteri; Salmoniformes; Salmonidae
Product: E3 ubiquitin-protein ligase RNF152-like
Exons: 2
Coding region: 725-1366 (213 amino acids)
Biological process (GO): protein polyubiquitination; negative regulation of TORC1 signaling; apoptotic process
Cellular component (GO): lysosome
Molecular function (GO): ubiquitin protein ligase activity
Source: RefSeq, a predicted model, not a curated record
AGCGCGGAGGGAGGGUCUUCGUUUGGUUGGUAGGAACAUGCACACUGUAAACAACCACUCGGUGAAGUAGCCCACUCAAACUACAUCAAGGCGAAGCCAGCAUUUUUUAAAUCGCUGUCUAUCCAGUGUAGUCUAUACUCGUGCGGCAGACAGCCCAGGUACAGACAUAACAUAUCAAACAGACACUGAAGCCGAAUGUGGAUUGCUGCUGUACUUUCAGUAUAGAUGACACACAGCGGAUAUAUAAGAUUAACCACCAUGUGACCUUGAUCUUCCUGUGACAUCACACCGACACUGAGACGGCGGGUGGGUGGAAGGACACACACGGAGGGACGCAGAGCAGAGCACCGAGAGGAGAGCACAGGAGAGGCUACAUACUUAAACAGUGCAGCUUUGCUGUGAGGAGGAUUCAAGCCCCUUGUAGAGGAUCUUGAUACCGUUUGGCUUUCUGCUAAUACAGUCAAUUAAUAAGAGACGCUCUUCUUUGUCACCUUGGUUUGUGUUGCAGUAGUCAAAAACACCACCAUUUUACAACAAAGGGUCCCAAGCACCUUUUCAUUUGUUUACGCAAGAGGAUAAGAGUUGAGCACGUUCUCGCCUUCUUCUGAAACUAGCCUUGUGAAGCCAGCCUAUUCUGUUUAUAGUAAGUGAAACGAAACGUGAGCGCAACGGUCAGUCUGCUCGGCCAGGCUAUCGAGGACCCAUAAUAACAGUCCAUAACAAAAUGGAGACUCUGUCUCUCUCGCAGGACUCCAUCUUGGAGUGUCAGAUCUGUUUUAACUACUACAGCCCGCGGCGGAGGCCCAAGCUGCUGGACUGCAGACACACGUGCUGCUCCGUGUGCCUGACCCAGAUGAGGUCCAGUCAGAAAGAGAUCCGAUGCCCCUGGUGCCGCGGCGUCACCAAACUCCCCGCCGGCUUUUCCGUAUCCCAGCUCCCUGACGACCCCGACAUCAUCACCGUUAUCGCCAUUCCGCACGCCUCCGAGCACACGCCGGUCUUUAUCCGCCUGCCUAGCAACGGCUGCUACAUGCUGCCCCUGCCUGUCGCCAAGGACAGGGCACUGUUACCCGGCGAACUGGGCUGCCGGUUCUUGCCAGGUGGCAGUGGGCAGCAGAAGGUGGAUGUGGCGGUGGUGGCUAUGCCUGAGUUGCAGCCCCUGGGUCUGGGGAUGAGUCUCGAAGGCCUGGAGGAGACAGAGAGAAGGGGAGUUGGGGGAGGUGGUGGUGGAGGGGGGAAGGGCUCCACGUGGUCCGGGGUGUGUACAGUGAUCCUGGUAGCCUGCGUCCUGCUCUUUCUCCUGGGAAUCGUGCUCCACAACAUGUCCUGUAUCUCGAAACGCUUUACUGUCAUCUCCUGCGGCUGAAGGGAGGGGCCAGAAGGCAUGUCAAUUAACAUGCCUCUCCCACCCCCUAAUGUGGCUCCACCUCUCCUCAGCCAGGACUAUGACGAGAAUAAGGGAUUUUACACAUAUCAGGGGUGGCCAAGGAAACUGCCGACAGACACACAGAGAGUGAGACAACCAGGACAACCUCGAACAAACUAGGGAAAGAAUCUUGCCUCCAAUUGUUGACUUGGAGUUAUUCUGGAUACAAAUACUCUCUCCCUCUGAUUUGGGGUACCCUAUGGACCUGGGGCCAAUGGUAAUUCACCAUGACCGAUCUGUCCUGGUCUGUUUCUUUCUGUGGUCAGUAGAGUUACUUCAGUCAGUGAUCAUGUUGUUUAGCUAAGUGUCCGUACUGAGUACAUAUCUCCAGCUGGAGCUGCAAUAUACAGUGUUAGGACCUUUUGGCAGACCUGGGAUCAAAUACUUUAACAAUCUUUUCAAAACCUUUAAGGGAUUGCUUGAGUCUGUCUGGAGUGACAGGUGGGCAGGGCUUGGCGUUUUUGGGACUUUUCUAUUGGUUUAUUAAGCCGGGAAAGUUUAAACGGGCACAGAUGUUUUUUAAAUGGAUUUUUCAAGUAAUUGAAACCCAGAUCUGCUUCUAGUCUGCUUUUGUCUUUGCUGCGAUUUAGCAGUGUAUAAAUUAGCUAUGUACAGUCCACCAAACCACCGUUGCUCAUAAAGGGACUGAACAAUCAAUACUGGUGGUGGUGGUUCACUGUGGUUGUGUCCCAUAUGGCACCCUAUUCCUCAUAUAGUUCUCUAUUUUGCCCUAUAGCCCUAUAGGCCCUGGUCAAACAUAGUGCACUUGAAAAACAAGUAUUUCGCUGCAUCUUAGAUAACAUCUGCAAAUCUGUGUUUUAUUAUUUGAUAUUGGGAAUAGGGUGCCAUUUGGGAAGCAAGCCUGUGUUUCUUAUUUUCUCAGAAUCACUCUAACGUUCUGAAAACAGUGUUUACUUACUGUUGCUCCAAUAUGUAAUGCAGUACUGUAUGUAUGUAUGUAUGUGUUUGUAUUUUGAUCAAUAAUGUGUUAAACACAAAAACAGGGAAAUAUGUGAUUGUGUGUUGUGCUAUAUACAUAUAAACCAGCCUAUAUUUGACAGAAAGCACACACUACAUGUAUUCAGUAGCCAGCCAGCCUAAAGUAAUAAUGAUUAAGUUACUGUUGAGUAUUACAAUUAAUUGCCUAACCCCGAUACCCUUCACUGAAAACAGAUGGUCAUUGCUUUUAAUAUUGAACUCUCUCGCUAAGUCGCAAAUGGCACCCUCUUCCCUAUAUAGUGCACUACUUUUGACCAGUCAAAGGUAGUGCACUAUAUAGGGAACGGGGUGCCAUUUAGGAUGCAUCCUAUGACUUUGACCUGGUUAUCACGAGUGCCCAUACACUCUAUCUCUACUAUCAAUCUCCCUUUAGGUUAAUACUAUAUUUGAUGUUUGUAUGGGGGGUGUUGGUUCACAGUGAGGUGGAGUGUGGGUGCUGGGAGGGGUUAGGAGUGGGCGGGUGGGGAGUCCCCAUCUUAAUGCUAAUAGCAUUGAUUUCUGAACCGUUUUAAAUACUUUCUCUUCUAUGCCGGUGUUUCUCUUCCUCUGUGUUUCAAAUGGCAUACCAUUCCCUGUAUAGUGCACUACUUUCAACCGGGGCCGGUAGUGCCCUGGUCAAAGUAGUGCACUAUGUAGGGAAUAGGGUGCAAUGUGGGACACAUCCCAUGUCUUUGUUGUUGUUGCCAAAAUGAUUGUGAUCCAGUUUCUACUGUAUUAAAGCAAUUGAGUGUAAACACCAACAAACAAACAGGGUGAACUAUUUUGUAUAGCAGCCAUGUACAGAAUGAUUGUAUUUAUCCUUGUUGUCCUACUUUCUAUUUGUGUUCUACAUGUUUACUUCUGUCUGUCUGUAAUAGUAGCCUGGUCUAGAAUCAACUCUUGUUGCAGCAGGUUAGAACCCUUGGUGGACAGUGUUUGGUAAAGAUGUGGUUGGACUGGUCUAAAAUCAGUGCUAAAGACAGUGGGUUAUUUAGACACCUUGUUAGGUUUCCAAAAUUCCAGUAACUUUCCCAAUUUUUCCAGAACUCCUGGUUGGAACCAAUCACAGCCAGAGAAAGAGGAGGAGGUUGUAGAAAUGAGAGAUUUCAGUUGUUGUGGGAUUGGCUGUUUAGCUCUUACCUAGGGAUAAUUGCACUGGGUUUCUAGGCUAGCUAUUAAACUGAGAUUGUGCCAUCUCACUUAAUGACUGGCUUUUUAAGGAGUCCAAUAUGGUGUUGAUGUUUAGAGGGGAAGGAUAGAGAAAGGGUAUGUGCCAAAUGGCACCCUAUUCCCUUCAAAGUGCACUACUUUUUUUCCAGGGCCCCAACGUGCACAAUAUAGGGGAUAUGGUGCCGUUUGGGAUGCAGGCAUAGAGGUCAUGCAGAGGUUCCAUCAUGGCCGUUGGUGGCCCUGGCAUCUCCCUGCGAUACAUAGUAAGUGGUGGCUCAAUAGCUGACAACUUUUUUUUCACUCAUCGUAACAGACAUUUUGAGGUGGUGCAUAUGAGUCAGCAAAGGGCCAAUUGACUGUCAGCUAUUGAGUAACUUAUCUAAUGAUACAUAAGCCGCCCUGAGUAUUGUUAUAUUAGACAAACACUGAAGAUGUAUUGAAUAUACUGUAAAUGUAUGGUGCCAGUAAACCAGACUAGUUACAUUAGUUACACUAGUUACAUUGUCUGUAGAUAGAUACCGCAGUAAACAUCAUAAACAGUACCCACUGGGCAUAUACUAGUUGAAUCGAUGUUGUUUGAAUCAACGUGGAAAACUGAUUUGAUUUGAAAAAAAUACAUAAAAAAAAAAAUAAUCAUCCAACUUUUAACCUAAAUCCAAUGACCUGGUGACAUGUUUUGUUGAUUUCACAUUGAAUUGACCAAAUGUAAAUCAAAACUAGAUGUUGAACUAAUAUGGACACAACUCAAGGCCUCACACCCAGCCAGGCUUUGGUUUGGUUCCCAAAUUGCUACCUAUUCCCUAUAUAGUGCUGUAGUUUUGACCAGAGUCCUAUGGGUGUCUGUCUCCAUCAUAGCUAGCCUCUUAUCUGAAGGUCUAAUGGCCAAAGAAUUUCUUUAGGUCAGUGGUGGCUGUUGAGGGGAGGAUGGCUCAUAAAUUGGAAUGGAAAGUUACCUUUCCAUGUAUUCCAUUCCAGCCAUUACAAUGGGCCUGUCGUCGGGUUUAAAGUGGCACCAGCCACCACUGCUUUAGAUCAGUGUUGUUUGAUGUAAUAAUACAUACAGCCAGUAAAAUGACUUGAACCAAUGGACUCAAUGUGUUGGAAAUCCAUGUUGUACUGCCAAUAGAUCCAUUGUUAAAAGAUGCAAUGCAUGAUGCUUGGAUGGAGUUAGUAGAGGUUGGGGUCUCAUAUGCAAAUGAAGGUAAAGAGGAAUGUCAAACAAUAUACACUGCUCCAAAAAAUAAAGGGAACACUAAAAUAACACAUCCUAGAUCUGAAUGAAUGAAAUAUUCUUUUUAAAUACUUUUUUCUUUACAUAGUUGAAUGUGCUGACAACAAAAUCACACAAAAAAUGAUCAAUGGAAAUCAAAUUUAUCAACCCAUGGAGGUCUGGAUUUGGAGUCAGACUCAAAAUUAAAGUGGAAAACCACACUACAGACUGAUCCAACUGAUGUAAUGUCCUCAAUCAAGUCAAAAUGAGGCUCAGUAGUGUGUGUGGCCUCCAAAUGCCUGUAUGACCUCCCUACAACGCCUGGGCAUGCUCCUGAUGAGUUGGCGGAUGGUUUCCUGAGGGAUCUCCUCCCAGACCUGGACUAAAGCAUCCGCCAACUCCUGGACAAUCUGUGGUGCAACGUUGGUGGAUGGAGCGAGACAUGAUGUCCCAGAUGUGCUCAAUUGGAUUCAUGUCUGGGGUCAGUCCAUAGCAUCAAUGCCUUCCUCUUGCAGGAACUGCUGACACACUCCAGCCACAUGAGGUCAAGCAUUGUCUUGCAUUAGGAGGAACCCAGGGCCAACCACACCAGCAUAUGGUCUCACAAGGGGUCUGAGGAUCUCAUCUCGGUACCUAAUGGCAGUCAGGCUACCUCUUGCGAGCACAUGGAGGGCUGUGCGGCCCCCCAAAGAAAUGCCACCCCACACCAUGACUUACCCACCACCAAAAUGGUCAUGCUGGAGGAUGUUGCAGGCAGCAGAACGUUCUCCACGGCGUCUCCAGACCGUCACGUCUGUCACAUGUGCUCAGUGUGUACCUGCUUUCAUCUGUGAAGAGCACAGGGCGCCAGUGGCGAAUUUGCCAAUCUUGGUGUUCUCUGGCAAAUGCCAAACGUCCUGCACGGUGUUGGGCUGUAAGCACAACCCCCACCUGUGGACGUUGGGCCCUCAUACCACCCUCAUGGAGUCUGUUUCUGACCGUUUGAGCAGACACAUGCACAUUUGUGGCCUGCUGGAGGUCAUUUUGCAGGGCUCUGGCAGUGCUCCUCCUUGCACAAAGGCGGAGGUAGCGGUCCUGCUGCUGGGUUGUUGCCCUCCUACGGCCUCCUCCACAUCUCCUGAUGUACUGGCCUGUCUCCUGGUAGCGCCUCCAUGCUCUGGACACUACGCUACCACUAGAGUGAAAGCACCGCCCGCAUUCAACAGUGACCAAAACAUCAGCCAGGAAGCAUAGGAACUGAGAAGUGGUCUGUGGUCACCACCUGCAGAACCACUCCUUUAUUGGGGGUGUCUUGCUAAUUGCCUAUAAUGUCCACCUGUUGUCUAUUCCAUUUGCACAACAGCAUGUGAAAUUUAUUGUCAAUCAGUUUUGCUUCCUAAGUGUACAGUUUGAUUUCUCAGAAGUGUGAUUGACUUGGAGUUACAUUGUGUUCCCUUUAUUUUUUUGAGCAGUGUAGUUAUAAAAGGUGUCUGUACACAAUGUUUGAUGAUGCAUUAGAGUGGGGAUUUUUGGACUGCGUCCCUGAGUAGGAUGUGUGUCCCAAAUGGCACCCUAUUUCUUAUAUAGUGCACUACCUUUGACCAGAGCACUAUGAACCCUGGUCAAAAGUAGUGCACUAUAUAGGGAAGAGGGUGCCAAUUAGGACUCAACGAUGGAUACAUUUUCUCACCUUUCUAUCCCUAGAACACCUGUACUGUAUGAUUAUGAGAGAGGGAAGGAGACUUAGGGUUGUCAGUCUGCUUGUGUGUUUGUCAAUCAGUGAUGUACAUUUCCUAUAGUAGUUUAUGUUUGUGUCCGGGUUGACAGAAAAAAACAGCUGUUUCAGUGAUCUAUUAAAUAAACCUGUGA